GCCUCUCCUGCUGUCGCCCUGGGUACAGGAAGCGGAAAGAGACGCCGCCGCGGAGGCAGCUGAGGGGAAGCCUCCCUCUCCGGACUGAGCCCAGCAGCAGAGGAGCCAGAGGGAGAGCCUCCAGCCACAGAUUUGUGCUGAAGAUGAAGGAAGCCAAAAUCUGAAGAGUAACAUUCCUAUUUUCUUGAACCUGUGGAUGAUCAAGGAUCUAUUUAUUUCCAGCAAAACUCUUCUUUUGGACUUUGUGGCUCUUCCAGGUUCAAGACGUGGGCCGCUCUCUGCUGUCCUGAGGCUUCCCUUUGGCCAUGGAUACGGAGUCAACCUACUCUGAGUAUUCCCACUAUUCAGGUCACUCCAGAAAAGCUCAGCGACAAGGGAGCCGAGACAGGCACAAAUCGCCACGGAGUAAAGAUGGCAGUCGCUCGGAGAAGUCUGUUACCAUUCAGACGCCACCUGCAGAGCCAUUGUUGGGGAACGAUUCUUCCCGGGCAGAGGAAGGCCAGGAUGACAACUGGGGCGAGACCACAACAGCCAUCACAGGAACCUCAGAGCAUAGCAUAUCCCAGGAGGACAUUGCCGGACUCAGCAAAGACUUGGAGGACAGUGUUGGCUUGGACUGCAAGCGCUACCUUGUCUUAACAUUGGCUGCCAUCUUGGGCCUUUUGGUCUUCCUGACUCCCAUUGCCUUUAUCCUGCUCCCCCAGAUCCUGUGGAGAAGUGAGCUGGAGCCAUGUGGCACAGCUUGCGAAGGACUCUUCAUCUCAGUGGCUUUCAAACUCCUGAUCCUCUUGAUUGGCACCUGGGCUCUUUUUUUCCGCCAACCCAAGGCAGACCUCCCAAGAGUGUUUGUGUUCCGCACCCUCACUUUGGUCCUCAUAUUUCUGCUGAUGUUCUCUUACUGGCUGUUUUAUGGUGUUCGCAUUUUGGAGUCUAAGGACCUCAAUUACCAAGGAAUCGUACAGUUUGCUGUGUCCUUGGUGGAUGCUCUACUUUUUGUUCACUAUCUUGCUAUUGUGGUGUUGGAACUGAGGCAACUGCAACCAAUGUUCACAGUCAAGGUGGUUCGAUCAACAGACGGAGAAUCGCGCUAUUAUAGCUUGGGACACCUGAGCAUCCAGCGGGCUGCUUUAGUUAUCUUGGAAAACUACUACAGAGACUUUGCAGUCUAUAACCCACUGUUGUUAACAGCUUCUAAAGCGCGGGCAGCGAAGCACAUGGCAGGCCUGAAGGUCUACAGUGUUGAUGCUGCCCUUGUGGCCAAACUGAAAAUGUAUUUAGCAGAUGGGCCAGAUAACAAUGCUGCUGGGCAGUCCAGAGCCAUGAUUGCUGCUGCAGCUCAUCGCAGGGAUUCUAGUCACAACGAACUCUAUUAUGAAGAAGCUGAUUACGAGCGAAGGGUUAGAAAACGGCGAGCAAGGCUUGUGGUAGCAGUUGAAGAAGCAUUCACCCACAUUAAGCGCCUGCAGGCAGAGGAACAGCAGAAAACCCCAGGAGAAGUGAUGGAUGCCCGAGAAGCAGCUCAGGCCAUCUUCCCAUCUAUGGCAAGAGUGCUGCAGAAGUACCUACGGACUACCCGGCAACAGCCCUACCACACCAUGGAGAGCAUCUUGCAACAUUUGGCUUUUUGUAUUGCCAACAACAUGACGCCAAAGGCUUUCCUGGAACGUUAUCUCACUCCAGGCCCAACUCUGCAGUAUGACAAGGAUCGUUGGUUCUCCAAACACUGGACACUCAUAAGUGAGGAAGCUGUUACGAGGGGACUGAGGGAUGGUGUUGUGUUUGUCCUCAAGUGCUUGGACUUCAGCCUUGUCAUUAAUGUGAAAAAAAUUCCUUCCAUCAAACUCUCAGAAGAGUUCUUAGACCCAAAAUUCCACAAGUUUGCCCUUCGCUUACAGUCUGAAACAUCAGUCUAGAAUAGCGUGUAUCUGUGAGUGAGAAGAGGGCAGUUUCUGACUACAUGCAUUCAGGUAUUUGGUUUUGGGUAUGUGUUUGUGUUUUCCCCUUCCCUUUUACGCAGUUCAAAAAGCACAGGUGAUAGGCCACAAAUAUUUCUACCAUCUGCACUUUAUCAGGAAAGAGAAGGGAGAAGGAGAUUCUCCGCAGAAAGAUCAGAAGAAUGCAUGGAUUGGAUUAGCACAUUCAUCAGGUCAGAAUGGCUACCAUGCACUUUGCAGAGAGCUGUUAGCCACUGUGGUGCCCAGUCUUCACUAGUAUUCUGCCUUAGAUCCGCUGGUGUGUAUCUGUUGCUGUUGCCCCACUCUAACAUUGUGUUCCCUGGCAGACACCGUUCCGUAGAUCAGCCUCACUUCAUUCAGCUUUUGGUAGUCACCAGUAUAGCUCAUGUUCACAGGUGACUCCUUCAACCCUUACUUUGUAUUAUCCAUAGUUUAUGACCCAGACCAUGGCUUGAGAUUCCAAAGAGGCACUAGGCAAUGCUGGUCUGCUUUCAUUUUAUAUUCUUCAAUCAUUAAUUGAUAAAGAACCAUUCCCAUUUACAGGAAGCAGCAGCUUCUAAAAAUGGAACAAUGCCUAUAACUGGUUUGUAAAUUUGGACAAAGCAGAUUGAAAUUUCCAAAGCUUUCCUUAUCAUGAUUUGUUAAAAUGGCAAAACUAAACAAAUGUUCAAGGGGAUCUUUAGUUAAUUUAUUGGGCGGUAUCUGCUGGAGAAUGUGGAAUUGUUCUUCUUAAAGAACAUCAUUUGUUUACCUUGAGGGAAAACAUUUUUGCAUAACUUAAGGCUACUCUUUCUGCACUCUUUCUGUAUUAACUGUUUCAAAUAAUGACCAAUGGACUUUUCAGCUGCCUGUA
This is a messenger RNA of Sceloporus undulatus (fence lizard), 2808 nucleotides long. It is a transcript of the gene VANGL1, whose product is annotated as VANGL planar cell polarity protein 1. Lineage: Eukaryota; Metazoa; Chordata; Lepidosauria; Squamata; Phrynosomatidae. Gene Ontology annotation, cellular component: plasma membrane. The transcript has 9 exons. The record is from RefSeq and is a predicted model, not a curated record. The coding region runs from base 306 to 1913 and encodes 535 amino acids. Gene Ontology annotation, biological process: multicellular organism development.